AUGGCGAAACGAAAAUGCUUUUCUCUGGCCGAAAAGGCUGAAAUCGUCGAAAAAGCUAAAGAAUUUCGUGGCACUAAAGUUGAUCCUGCUAAAUCUUUGGGUAUUGCUUAUUCAACUUUGCAAAUGAUUUUAAAGCAAGAAUCUUCAGUAGAACUAAACGCUGAAAAACUCGGAAAAAUUGCCAAGAAGAGAAAAACCUUAAAAACAUCUCCGUAUGAUGAGUUAGAAAUUUUUUUAAUGAACUGGUUCAAGGAAGACAGAGCAGCAAAGAUUCCUAUAAAUGGAUCCAUCCUGAGAGAAAAGGCGCUUGAAAUUGCUGAACGGCUUAAACUCCAAGGCUUCAGUGCAUCAAAUGGCUGGAUCGAUCGAUUAAAAAAACGGAACAAUUUAUGCUUCAAAUCUAUCUGUUGCGAAUCCGAUAGUGACAACUGUGCAACAGUGGAAAGAAGAAACUCUGCCAAAUUUAUUAAAGGGCUAUAA
This is a messenger RNA of Parasteatoda tepidariorum (common house spider), 480 nucleotides long. RefSeq names its product major centromere autoantigen B-like. The record is from RefSeq and is a predicted model, not a curated record. Gene Ontology annotation, cellular component: nucleus. NCBI's taxonomy places the organism in Eukaryota, Metazoa, Arthropoda, Arachnida, Araneae, Theridiidae. Gene Ontology annotation, molecular function: DNA binding.